Messenger RNA from Coregonus sp. 'balchen', 1895 nucleotides. The record is from the annotation of a GenBank genome assembly. NCBI's taxonomy places the organism in Eukaryota, Metazoa, Chordata, Actinopteri, Salmoniformes, Salmonidae.
AUUGACCUGCUCUACUGGAGGAAUGUGAAGCAGUCUGGAGCUGUGUUCGGCAGCGUGCUCCUGCUGCUCUUCUCUCUGACCCAGUUCAGUGUGGUCAGUGUGGGAGCCUACUUAGCCCUGGCUGCCCUCUCUGCCAGCAUCAGCUUCAGGAUCUACAAGUCUGUGCUUCAGGCUGUGCAGAAGACCGAUGAAGGGCACCCAUUCAAGUGAGUGAGGGAGGAUAGAGGAUCUGUGUUUACUCAGCACAUUAAAUAAUCUGACAUUUAAACAUUCACUCAUCUUUUUUGCAAUGCCACUUUAGCCUGGACACUAAUAGUCUGUUGUACUUCUUACCUACAGAUCUUAUCUGGAGGUGGAGAUCUCUCUGUCCCAGGAUCAGAUCGGUAAAUAUGCUGACAAGGCUCUGCUCUACGCCAACACCUGUAUGAAGGAGCUCCGUAGGCUGUUCCUGGUCCAGGACCUCAUCGACUCACUGAAGGUCAGCCUCUCUCUCACCUCUGGGCUUAAAAUAAUGACAUGGUCUCCCAAAUGGCGCAGCGGUCUAAGGUACUUGAGGCGUCACUACAGACCCGGGUUCGAUCCCAGGCAGUGUCAUAACUGGCCGUGACCGGGAGUCCCAUAGGGCGGCGCACAAUUGGCCCAGCGCCGUCCGGGUUAUGGGAGGGUUUGGCCAGAGGGGUUAAAAUAAUAAAUAAUAAUAAUGACAUGGUGGACACAACCACCUUACCAACACUACUCUUUAAUGUAUGUAAUCUCAGUACUAUUCCUGCUGUCAAACAUCAAAUGGACACGUUACACUUAAAACAUUAAUACUUUUAUCACGACAUACCUUCAGUCAAACGUCAUAUACACAUACCAUACAUUGUUGGGGUGUGUUUGUUUAAACAGUGCCAAGAGUUACAUGUUUUUACCCUGUGUUGCAGUUUGCUGUACUGAUGUGGCUGCUGACCUAUGUGGGCGCUCUCUUCAAUGGCCUGACUCUGCUUAUUCUGGGUGAGGAUUCUUCUCCGACUGGCUACUGUAGCUGUUAUACUCAGCUCUGCACCUCUCUACUGCACACCAUGUUCAGCCUGACAUACAGCUCAUAUUUUAUCUCAGCUGUCUAACAUUUUAUAAAAUGUAAUAUAAUGAAUCAUAUUGAAACCUCUCUCCAUCUACACCAUCACGGAGCCAGUCUGUGAGUUUGUACUAUAAUCAGGGGAGUGGGCUGUAAUAAGCAAGCAUCACAGUACCCCAUUGUCAGUCAAUGAUUAACCCAAAGUACCCCAUUGUCAGUCAAUGAUUAACCCAAAGUACCCCAUUGUCAGUCAAUGAUUAACCCAAAGUACCCCAUUGUCAGUCAAUGAUUAACCCAAAGUACCCCAUUGUCAGUCAAUGAUUAACCCAACACAGAGAGAACAUACGCUGUGGAGCAGGGCAACAUGUCCCACAUGACAUGACAAGAUCAACUCAGACAGCCUGAUGGUUGCCUCAUCACAACAUAUGGUUCUUCAUGGAACCAGAGACAGUUUUACUGAAAUCUGUAUCAAUUCUGUAUCACAGUGGAUUAUUGAGUGUUCUGUCCUUUUGAGCAAAAACGAUUGAUUUCCUACAUUAGGAUUAGUCGCAUCCUAAAAAGAUCCAUAUGAUGAACUUCCAGAGGUCAAUUCAUGAAGGGCCUUGUUCAAAGGAUUCAUUCACACCUGAAGACAUAACGGAUCUCAUAUAUUUGUUAUGUUUCUAUUUACCUACUGUAGAUAUGUCUCUGAGCUGGGGUGGGGCUCUGUUGACACAAUGUGUACAUGAGUAUAUUCCAAGGGGGACACUCCAGGUCAAACUGCUUUAACAUGCGCUCACUCUCUUCCCCUACAGCCGUGGUGUCCAUGUUCAGCAUGCCCAUUGUCUAUGAGAAACAC